Durusdinium trenchii is the source of this 687-nucleotide messenger RNA. NCBI's taxonomy places the organism in Eukaryota, Dinophyceae, Suessiales, Symbiodiniaceae. The record is from the annotation of a GenBank genome assembly.
AUGCCCGAUCGAUGGCGAUGGAUUCCGUCCGAGCGUCCAGGUAUGCACUUCUUGGGUGCUCCUCGACAGCACGAGAUCGCCUUAGAGCUGGGCAUGGGCCGUGGCCGCUGUGCGCUGCAGCUCUUCUUGCAGGGCGCCACGGUGCUAGGCGUGGAGUUGGCCUUUGAGCGGUAUCGGAAAGCGCUGGAGGCGAUGGAACGCUUGGCCCACCGGUGCCCCGAGGAGUUGCGGGUGAGCUUUCAAAACUCCAAGGCUCGCUUGAUGGGAGCCAACACGCAGACGGGCUUCAUGGAGGUGCGCUACGGCGACUUCUUUCAGAUCGUCAAGGACGAGGAGAUCGCAGCGGCCACGCUGAUCUUCCUCCAGGUUUGUCUCCCCCGUGCCUCCUGGCCGAGCGUGAGGUCAUUCUUGGAGCAUUGCUCUCCGGGAUGCCGUGUCUUGACCUUCCAGGCCUGUGGGGAACAGGGAGGCGAGACGCGCGGACCGAGCUCCUUCCCCUUCCGCGACAUCGGCUCGCCGGUGCUGGCCUGCACGUGGGCCACCGCCGGUCACAGGUUCCAUUGCUACGAGCGUUUGGAUUUGGAGGAGGAGCGACGGAUCUUGGAGAGGUCGGGCCUGCGGCCGGAGCACCUGCCGCAGACGAGAAAAACGUGUGAUGAGCGCCAGGGUUGGCUUCGAGCAGCAUGA